This is a messenger RNA of Aspergillus heteromorphus CBS 117.55, 1349 nucleotides long. Its product is annotated as enoyl-[acyl-carrier-protein] reductase. Gene Ontology annotation, molecular function: trans-2-enoyl-CoA reductase (NADPH) activity. The record is from RefSeq and is a predicted model, not a curated record. The transcript has 2 exons. Gene Ontology annotation, cellular component: mitochondrion. NCBI's taxonomy places the organism in Eukaryota, Fungi, Ascomycota, Eurotiomycetes, Eurotiales, Aspergillaceae. Gene Ontology annotation, biological process: fatty acid metabolic process. Bases 78 to 1349 code for a protein of 423 amino acids.
CGCGUCUUGAGUUUCUUUCCACCUCCGCCUCUCCUGCAUCAUUUAUUCAUUGAUUCUCCUAGCUCUCAGCGAUAACAAUGUUCUCGGGUCGCGCGAUCCGAUCGGGGGUGAAUGCCACCGGCAGCCACGCCUCGGCGCUUUCCAAGACCGGCGCUGCAUCACGGUUGUCCUCCACCAGUAAGCCCCAAUGGCGCGGUGUAUCUCCCCAGGUCCCGAUAGGAAACAGAAGGUGGAUUUCAGUUUAUGGCUAUACGCAAUCCAAGGCGCUUGUCUACUCCCGAUACGGCGAGCCGAAGGAUGUUCUGCAACUUCACAAGCAUUCAAUUUCGGCCCCUCAUGGCACGCAGGUUAACCUUCGUCUUCUUGCGGCGCCGCUGAACCCCGCAGAUGUGAAUCAGAUCCAGGGCGUGUAUCCAAGCAAGCCGCCCUUCCAAACGGCUCUUGGUACACAGGAGCCAUCUGCUGUAGCCGGAAAUGAGGGUGCCUUUGAAGUCAUUGCAACUGGAUCUGGGGCCCGAAAUGUCAGCAAGGGCGAUUGGGUUGUCAUGAAGCAGACUGGACAGGGCACCUGGCGCACUCACGCCCAGCUGGACGAGUCACAGUUGAUCAAAAUUGAGAACAAAGAGGGCCUGACUCCACUUCAAAUCAGCACAGUUAGCGUCAAUCCGGUAACUGCUUACCGCAUGAUUAAAGAUUUCUGUGAAUGGGACUGGAUGCGCGCAGGGGAGGAGUGGUUGAUUCAGAAUGGCGCAAACAGCGGCGUCGGGCGAGCUGCUAUCCAACUUGCGCGGGAGUGGGGCAUCAAGACCCUCAAUAUUGUUCGGGAGCGGAAGACCCCAGAAGAGACCGAAGUUCUGAAGAAGGAACUUCUCGAUCUAGGGGCAACUGCGGUGGUCACAGAAGCUGAGCUGCUUUCUGGUGGAUUUAGAAACCUUGUGCAUGAUCUCACGCGUCAAGGAAAAGAGCCCAUUCGGUUAGCAUUGAAUUGUGUGGGUGGGAAGAGCGCCACUGCACUUGCCAAAACACUAGCACCAGGCUCGCAUUUAGUCACAUACGGGGCCAUGUCAAAGCAGCCGGUUGCCCUGCCGUCAGGACUACUUAUCUUUAAAAACCUCGCGUUUGAUGGCUUUUGGGUUAGCAAAUGGGGAGACAAGAACCCACAGCUCAAGGAGAACACCAUCAGUGACGUAUUGCAGCUGACACGCGCAGGCAGAUUUAAGGACAUCCCUGUUGAAGAAAUCAAAUGGAACUGGGAUAUGGAUGGCUCGGAGCUCAUUUCAGGCGUGCAAGAAACUCUGAGCGGUUACCGCAGCGGCAAGGGCUUGCUUUGUUACAAGGGCCAGGAUUGA